Molecule: messenger RNA, 2718 nt
Organism: Prorocentrum cordatum
Lineage: Eukaryota; Dinophyceae; Prorocentrales; Prorocentraceae
Source: the annotation of a GenBank genome assembly
GGUGCAUUCUGCCACAGAAAGGCCUCUCGCGGCAGAAUGGUGGGCCCGCGCCCAGCGGCGUCCUGGGCUCCUCUUGGAGCCCUCUUGGGUCACUCUGGGGGCCCUCGUCGUGCCCUCUGGCACGACGGCCCCAAGACGGUCCCGACACUGCCCCAGGGACGCUCGAGCUGUUCAACUUCGAUGAGCUGUUCACCCACGGUGUGCGAGUCCCAGGUUCAGCACACCGUGGUUUUAAUCCACGGGUUCGCACUAGUCAGCUACAAUUCUGGCAUCAGUGCGUGCGAAAAAGGUGGGCAGUGGCAGCAUGCACUGUGCCUGCUGCGCGAGCUGAGGGGUUCGAGGCUGGAGCCAGACGUCGUAAGCUACAGCGCCGGAGUCAGUGCUUGCGAGAAGGGCGGGCAGUGGGCGCAUGCGCUGUUGUCGUUCCGCGAGCUUUGGGCCGCGCUGCUGGAGCCUGACGCCCUCUGCUACGGUGCUGGAGUCAGUGCGUGCCAGAAUGACGGGCAGUGGGAGCAGGCCCUGUCAUUGAUCCGCGAGCUGUGGGAGUCGACGUUAGAGCGGGGUCCCAUCAGCUGCAAUGCAGGGAUCAGCGCGUGCGAGAAGGGCGGGCAGUGGCAGCAGGCGCUGUGGUUGCUGCGGCAGGCGCGGACUGGCCUAGAGCCAAACACUAUCAGCUACAGCGCUGGCAUGAGCGCGUGCGAGAAAGGCGGGCAAUGGCAGCAUGCACUAUUGUUGCUCCGCGAGUUGCGGGAUUCGGACUUGGAGCCGAACGUCGUCAGCUACAGUGCCGGAAUAAGCGCGUGCGAAAAAGGUGGACAGUGGCAACGGGCAUUAUUGUUGCUGAGCGAAUUGUGCGAGUCGAGCUUGGAGCCAAACGUCAUCAGCUACAGUGCUGCCAUCAGCGCGUGCGAAAAAAUGGGGCAGUGGCAGCAUGCCUUAUUGAUGCUGAGCGACUCAUGCGAAUCGGCGGUGGAGCUGGGGGUUAUCAGUUACAACGCUGGAGUCAGUGCCUGCGAGAAGGGUGGGCAAUGGCAGAAGGCACUGUGGCUGCUCAGCGAGCUACGGGAAGCAAAGCUGGAGCCGAAUGUCAGGAGCUUCAAUGCUGGCAUAAGUGCUUGCGGGUCAUGCCAGCAAUGGCAGCGGGCCAUGGGGUUAUUAUGUAAGAUGUCCGAUGCGGACCUCAGGCCAGACGUCAUUAGCUACAGUGCUUGCAUCAGCGUUUUCCAGGAAAGCGGCCACUGGCAGCUGGCGCUGUUAUUGUUCAACGAGUUUUUGGAAUCGAUGUUGGCAGCAACCGCUGUCAGCUACCUGAAUGUAAUCAGGGUUUGCGAAGAAGGUGGGCAAUGGCAGCAGGCAUUGUCGUUGCUCAACCAGUGCUGGGAAGCGAAGUUGGAAGCGACCGUCCUCUGCUACAAUGCUGGAAUCGGUGCUUGCGGGAGAUGUAGGCAGUGGCAGCAGGCGCUGUGUCUGCUCAGCGAUAUGGAGGAGCUCACAAUAGAGAUGGACCAUGUCACCUGCUGUGCAGGAGUAAGUGCUUGCGAGAAGGGCGGGCAAUGGCAACGGGCCCUGUCAUUACUCAGUGAUUUACGCGCAUCUGGAUUGGAGAAAUCAGCAAUCAGCCACAGCAUAGGGGUGAGUUCGUGCAGGCAUCGUGGAGAGUGGCAACAGGCGUUGUCGUUGCUUCGCGGGAUGUGGCACUGGAAUUUGGAGACGGACGCCGUGACCUACAAUUCCGGAAUGUGCGCUUUGGACAGCAGUGGCCAGUGGAAGCAGGCGCUGUUAUUGACUCGCGAGCUGCGAGACAUACAGUUGGAGCUGGAUGUCACGGGCUGUGGUGCCGUAGCGCGUGCGUGUGAGAACAGCAUGCAGUGGCAGCGGACGCUGUCACUGCUGUACGAGUUUCGCUCAGAGGAGCUGGAGCUCGAUGUCAUCGUUUACAAUGCUGGAGUUUGUGCCUGCGAAAAUGGAGGGCAGUGGGAGCGAGCGUUGCUGCUGAUCUGCGAGAUGUGGAAGGCGAGGGUGGAGCUGGAUCCCGUCAGCUGCUUCACUGCAGUCCGUGCUUACGAGGAAGGCGGGCAGUGGCUGAAGGGAGUGUCGAUGCUCAGCGAUCUGUUUUGCACCUUUGAUGGCACUCUCUCGCUGUUCCGCCCGUCGCGGGGUACGGAAGAGCCAGACCGCAUAUCGUUGGUUUGAUAGUGUAGCGGAGCGUGCAGCAUCUGAUUAAGCAAUGGCUUAUAUUAAGUGUGUUGGUUGGGUAAACAGUCGCUCGUUUGUGUAGAUUUUCACGCGGCCCCUUCAAUCUUCUGAGAAGUGAAGUGCGUCAUCGUCCUCAUGCAGUACUUCUCGCGCAUGCUCGGAGUCCGACAGUUGUUUUAUAAAUCAUGAUUUCAACAGAGGGUCGUACUUCUGUCUUCUCUAGGAGGAGAUGGUGCCAAAGUCACGAGGCGUGCGAAGUGAAGUUGGAGCCUUUUCUUCUCGGGGGUGAUGAUGCUAGUGUGUCCUGGGCACGAAAGGAAGAUGUGACAGCCGGCGCCGUCUCUGCUCAUAGAGAUGUGCUCAACGGCGUGACCGUGUUGGGAUAGUGCUGCAGCUGUAUGCGCUCCUCAGACAGUUUGAUCGUCGCACUGACCAGACACAACCUACGCCAGAAAGGGAUAUACUGAUUGCAUGUCAGGUUUUUGGAUUUAGUUCAUUCGCGUGAGCACCACCUCCAGGGAA